AUGUGCAGUGACGGCACCACGGUCCUCUGCGACGUCAGCACUGGCCGCCCUCGCCCGUGGAUACCGGCCUCUCUCCGCCGCCAUGUCUUCGACCUCAUCCAUGGGUUAGCUCAUCCCUCUCGGCGUGCGACGGCUCACCUACUGAAGCAGAAGUUCGUGUGGCACGGUAUUUCCAGAGACGCCAAGGACUGGGUUCGUGCCUGCCCUGCUUGUCAGACCACACAAGAUUCAGAGGCACACCAAGACGGGCCCUGCGUCCUUUCCCCAGCCACGGCGACGUUUUGGCCACAUCCAUGUCGAUGUGGUGGGUCCCCUUCCUCCUUCCGAGGGGUAUCGCUACCUCUUCACCAUCAUGGACCGUUCGACGAGGUGGCCAGAAGCUGUUCCGAUGGUCGACGCCACUGCUGCAUCCUGCUCCGCUGCCCUGCUCUCUGGCUGUGGACGUCCAUGGGUGAGCUGCUGGGAGUCGACAUUCAUCACACCACAGCUUAUAACCCAGAAGCUAAUGGGAUAGUGGAACGUUUUCACAGGACCCUGAAGGCUGCUCUGAUGUCCCGGUGCCGUUCCGCGACGUGGUCUUCGCAGCUUCUGUGGGUGCUCCUCGGCCUUCGCACUGCCUCGAAGGAAGGACUAGGUGUCUCCUCUGCGGAAAUGGUUUACGGCUACUCACUUGUAGUUCCAGGCGAGUUCUUCCCCGAUGCUUCCUCCUGUGGCGACUUGGCUCGGCUGCAUCGCAUCGUCGGGAAGUUCGCUCCAUGCAAGCAAACGCCGCCCCUAACUCCUCCCUACACUGGCCCCUAUGAAGUUGUCGCACGGAAGGAGAAGGCUUUCCUGCUGCGGAUUAAGGGCGCCGAUGAUUGGGUCUCCAUAGACCGCCUCAAGUCGGCUUAUCUGCAGGAUGAUGACCCGCCUCCUGUUCAGCUCUCCAGGGCUGGCCGUCCGCUCUCUCGUGCCCCUAGGCAUCUUUGCCAGGGGGGGGGGAGUAUUGUGGCUGCGCCUCGCACCCACAACUGA
Messenger RNA from Portunus trituberculatus (swimming crab), 1014 nucleotides. RefSeq lists its product as uncharacterized. The record is from RefSeq and is a predicted model, not a curated record. The transcript is spliced from 3 exons. The coding region runs from base 1 to 1014 and encodes 337 amino acids. Gene Ontology annotation, molecular function: nucleic acid binding. Lineage: Eukaryota; Metazoa; Arthropoda; Malacostraca; Decapoda; Portunidae.